UCCGAAAGGCUUACAAUUCAUAUUUUCAUGUAGCACAGGGAGGCAGGUAGUUAGUUAGUUGCCUGCAAGUAAAUUGCUUUUCAAUUUAUGAACAACACUUGCAAUUAAGAAGGCCCGCUCUGAUGAUUCGACUUCUUUAAAAGGCCACCAUGAAUCUGCUCUUCUCCUCCGCGGCCAGCUGUCUUCCAAAUGUUCCACUAGACGUAUUUUCACACAGCAAUUUUCAGACUAGCACAAGUGCCGGGCGGCAGGAGGAGGAGCAGCAGCAGCAGCAGCAGCCGCAUCAGGAGAGGAAAAAUGGAAAAAGAAAAACAAAAUAUUAUCAAACAUGGUACAGUCAGCAUACAAGGACUCGCACACCAGCUGCCCGCCAUGUCCUGGCCCAAAGGACAUGGCCGAGCAGCAAGGAGGGGCGACGCAUGCACGUGAACUAUGGCCAAAACAUUCGCACACUGAGGAAAAACUCUGUGCUUCAUCCGUGCUGGUUCUGA
Messenger RNA from Drosophila santomea, 491 nucleotides. RefSeq lists its product as uncharacterized. The transcript has 2 exons. Bases 150 to 491 code for a protein of 113 amino acids. NCBI's taxonomy places the organism in Eukaryota, Metazoa, Arthropoda, Insecta, Diptera, Drosophilidae. The record is from RefSeq and is a predicted model, not a curated record.